GCAGUGUGUAACCAAAACUGAAAAUGUGGGCGCAGAACCACUUUAAACAAGAGUAGUGUAAACCUAUAUGUACUGUAAAAAUUACACAUAAUUGCAUUUCUCAAAUCAACCUAAUCUCAACCGACAGGGCUUUUGCUCUGUUGAUCUUUGGAGAGGAUGAUGCUGAUGAUUACACGGAAGCUCGAGAUUUUUGAAAUGCUGAAGCUCUGCAUCCCUGCCGUACGGCCGUUGUGAUUGUCGUGAUUUUACUAAACAGUGAUUGGCUAAACCCCUACCACGUGACCGUCCUUCGUCCAGAGUGGACUUUCUACGACAGCUGAGUAGCUAGUCGGUCGGUUUCAGGCACCGUGAGCAAUUUUAACUACAAUAAUAAUAAUACAAAAAAAAAGCAUAUCAUGGGAGACAAAAGGAGUCCCACGAGGCCGAAGCGGCAACCCAAGCCCUCCGCCGAUGAUGGAUACUGGGAUUGUAGCGUCUGCACGUUUAGGAACACAGCUGAGGCUUUUAAGUGUAUGAUGUGUGAUGUCAGGAAGGGAACGUCAACUCGAAAGCCACGGCCUGUUCCCCAACUGGUUACACAACAAGUAAAUCCGCAGUUUGCCCUACCGUCGCCGCCGCCACCGCAACCACCACCACCGAGACCUACACUACCCAAAAAAGAGAAAAAAGAAAAGGCAGAGAAAGAGAAGAACGAAAAAGAGCCAACGCUUAAAAAGAACAACAAUAAAACAAUGAGGCCCAGGUUGAAAAAUGUCGACCGUAGCAGCGCGCAGCAUCUGGAGGUCACCGUCGGAGACCUGACCGUCAUCAUCACAGACUUUAAGGAGAAGGCCAAGCCUCCUCCGGCCACCGCUACCUCAGCAGACCUGCACAGCCACAGCGGGUCCGGCUCGGACAACCCGGAGCGGAAGGGCUCCCGGGCGUCCUCGCCGCGUGGGGAGGGUUCCUCUGUGAACGGGGACGCCCACUGACGCAUCACUACAGUCCUCCUCCUCUCGGGAUGAUCCACACUCCCCAGCUCCUGUGUUCGUUGUAGGACAUACGACCAAUACAGUAAUCUUCAGUUAUGCACAAAGCCACAAAGAGCUAUAUCGACUGAACGCUUGAUGGGAGAACUAUUGCAUUAAGACGAGUGAACUGACCUAAGCCACAGAGUGGAUUGGAAUCCUGAGUUUUUUUUUCUGUGCCAUGAGUCAGAGUGGCAAGUGGUUUGAUUGUUCAAUUAUUGUAUUGUUCCUAAUAAGGGUGAUCGGAGUAUUGGGAUUCAUAGGAUGAGUUUAUAUGCACUGUGUAAAAAUGUGAAGCGGUCAUCUCUGAACAAUAGUUUACACAUAGAUUGUUGUUAGAUUGUUUGCACUUGAUAUGUUGAUUAAAUCUGUUUACUUUGA
Messenger RNA from Gadus morhua (Atlantic cod), 1388 nucleotides. Its product is annotated as YY1-associated factor 2. Gene Ontology annotation, cellular component: nucleus. The record is from RefSeq and is a predicted model, not a curated record. Gene Ontology annotation, biological process: positive regulation of DNA-templated transcription. Lineage: Eukaryota; Metazoa; Chordata; Actinopteri; Gadiformes; Gadidae. The transcript has 5 exons. The coding region runs from base 396 to 971 and encodes 191 amino acids. Gene Ontology annotation, molecular function: transcription coregulator activity; DNA binding.